AUGUCGUACCCCGCUGAUGAUUAUGAAUCAGAGGCUGCCUAUGAUCCCUACGCUUACCCGGGAGACUAUGACAUGCACACAGGAGAUCCAAAGCAGGACCUGGCUUAUGAACGUCAGUAUGAACAGCAGACCUAUCAGGUGAUCCCUGAAGUGAUUAAAAACUUCAUCCAGUAUUUCCAUAAAACCGUCUCGGACUUGAUUGACCAGAAGGUGUAUGAGCUCCAGGCCAGUCGUGUUUCCAGUGACGUCAUCGACCAGAAGGUAUAUGAGAUCCAGGACAUCUAUGAGAACAGCUGGACCAAGCUGACUGAAAGAUUCUUCAAGAAUACGCCUUGGCCUGAGGCUGAAGCCAUUGCUCCACAGGUUGGCAACGAUGCUGUCUUCCUGAUUUUGUACAAAGAAUUAUACUACAGACACAUAUACGCCAAAGUCAGCGGAGGACCCUCCUUGGAGCAGAGGUUUGAAUCCUAUUACAACUACUGUAAUCUCUUCAACUACAUCCUUAAUGCUGAUGGUCCUGCUCCCCUUGAACUACCCAACCAGUGGCUCUGGGAUAUCAUCGAUGAGUUCAUCUACCAGUUUCAGUCAUUUAGUCAGUAUCGCUGUAAGACCGCCAAGAAGUCGGAGGAGGAGAUUGACUUUCUUCGUUCAAACCCCAAAAUCUGGAAUGUUCACAGUGUCCUCAAUGUCCUUCAUUCCCUGGUAGACAAAUCCAACAUCAACCGUCAGUUGGAGGUGUACACGAGUGGAGGUGACCCCGAGAGUGUGGCUGGGGAGUAUGGACGGCACUCUCUCUAUAAGAUGCUUGGCUACUUCAGCUUGGUGGGGCUUCUGCGCCUGCACUCUCUACUGGGAGAUUACUACCAGGCCAUCAAGGUGCUGGAGAACAUCGAGCUGAACAAGAAGGAUGCCAUCCGGGUCUUUGCCAACAUCCUCCUGUACAUCCAGAGGACCAAGAGCAUGUUCCAGAGGACCACAUAUAAAUAUGAGAUGAUCAACAAGCAGAAUGAGCAGAUGCAUGCCCUGCUGGCCAUCGCCCUCACCAUGUACCCCAUGCGCAUCGACGAGAGCAUUCACCUCCAGCUACGGGAGAAGUACGGGGACAAGAUGCUGCGCAUGCAGAAGGGUGACCCGCAGGUCUACGAGGAGCUCUUCAGCUAUUCCUGCCCCAAAUUCCUGUCUCCUGUGGUGCCCAACUACGACAACGUGCACCCCAACUACCACAAGGAGCCUUUCCUGCAGCAGCUGAAGGUGUUUUCUGAUGAAGUGCAGCAGCAGGCCCAGCUCUCCACCAUCCGCAGCUUCCUCAAGCUCUAUACCACCAUGCCUGUGGCCAAGCUGGCCGGCUUCCUGGACCUCAUGGAGCAGGAGUUCCGGAUCCAGCUGCUGGUCUUCAAGCACAAAAUGAAGAACCUGGUAUGGACCAGUGGCAUCUCCGCCCUAGAUGGUGAAUUUCAGUCAGCCUCCGAGGUGGACUUCUAUAUUGAUAAGGACAUGAUCCACAUCGCGGACACCAAGGUCGCCAGGCGCUAUGGGGAUUUCUUCAUCCGCCAGAUCCAUAAAUUUGAGGAGCUCAAUCGCACGCUGAAGAAGAUGGGACAGAGGCCUUGA
Molecule: messenger RNA, 1611 nt
Organism: Chrysochloris asiatica (Cape golden mole)
Lineage: Eukaryota; Metazoa; Chordata; Mammalia; Afrosoricida; Chrysochloridae
Gene: EIF3L
Product: eukaryotic translation initiation factor 3, subunit L
Exons: 13
Coding region: 1-1611 (536 amino acids)
Biological process (GO): translational initiation
Cellular component (GO): eukaryotic translation initiation factor 3 complex; cytoplasm
Molecular function (GO): translation initiation factor activity
Source: RefSeq, a predicted model, not a curated record